AUGUCUCCAAACAAGUCUGCUGAGGGCCACGAGUAUGAAGUUGGUCGUGGCGUCUCUAAUGGCUUGCCAUGCGACGGGGUCAUCACACCACCGAGCAACCUAGCUCAGAGGGCAUCCAAGACAUUCGACACUAUCAUCAUUGGUGCUGGGUUCGCUGGUCUGACAGCUGCCCGUGACCUCACCGUAAUAGGCCAUCGUGUUCUGCUACUUGAGGGGCGUGAUCGCAUUGGGGGUAGGACAUGGACAUCAAAUGUUGAUGGCCAUCUGUACGAGAUGGGGGGAACCUGGAUUCACUGGGGACAGCCUCACGCCUACCGUGAAAUGGUCCGCUAUAACCUUCACCGGGAUUUGGUUGUCACUAGUGAUGUGCCCAGCCACCCAGGCUCAGUCUUGUUUGAUGACAAUGGCGAGAAGCAACAGAUUCUACAGGACAAGUUGGUUGAUGACGUCUUCAAAAUCUACUGCAAUGUUGAUGGUGAAGAAGGCAGAACGGCAAUCCCAUUCCCCCAUGACUCCCUGUGCAACCCUGACGCAAAGGUUUAUGAGUCCUUGUCCAUCAACGACAGACUGGACCAAGUACGCGGAUCACUGACCAAAACCCAGAUGUGCAUCCUCAAGGGUUUGAUUGAAGGAAUCGUUGGCAGCGAGGACUUUGACAAUGUAGGCUUCUUUGACGUACUGCGAUGGUGGGCCCUGAGCGGCUACUCGACCGAGGGUUUGUCCGAGUUCACAGAGCUAUACAAGAUCAAGGAGGGCCAGACGCAUUUCGCGAUGCAGUUCUUCAAGGAAGCUGUGCAAUCUCAGAGGCUCUCUUACGUCUUCAAGACACGUGUCGUGUCUGUAUCCGACAACAAGAAGGAUUCCGUAACAGCGGCACUGAGUGAUGGACGCCAAUUCCUUGGUCGCCGCCUCAUAUCGACGCUGCCCCUCAACGUUCUCCGAGAAGUCAAGUUCGAUCCUCCCCUGAGCACGGCUAGGGAUGAGGCAGCACGUAUUGGCCAGGUUCACAACGGAGCCAAGAUUCACUUCAAGAUUGGCGCCUCAGAGGCUCGUCCCUUUUCUGCCGUGCGCUACCCAAAGGCCAGAAUGGUGAGCACACUGGGUGACGGACGCACCGGAAGCAACGGGAGCCGGCACAUGAUUACGUUUGCAAGAAACGAUGCUUCACUGAGCACAGAAGAUGACGCCAAGUCCUUCUAUGCUGAGGUACGCGAGACGUGGCCGGGUAUGCCAGUUGAGAAAGUGCUCUGGCACGAUUGGAGCCGUGACGAGUAUGCCAAAGGUGGCUGGUGCAUGUAUCGUCCCGACUUUGCAUUCCGGUACCAGGAGGCGUUGAGGGCCAGGGCCGGAAACGUCUUGUUUGCUAAUGCUGAUUGGGCAUUGGGCUGGCGUGGCUUUAUUGACGGUGCCAUUGAGGAGGGAACUCGAGUUGCGUUUGAAGUCAAGAACGAGCUGGUCGCCUCCUCUGGUAUAAAAGCAAAUCUGUAA
Molecule: messenger RNA, 1488 nt
Organism: Fusarium vanettenii 77-13-4
Lineage: Eukaryota; Fungi; Ascomycota; Sordariomycetes; Hypocreales; Nectriaceae
Exons: 4
Coding region: 1-1488 (495 amino acids)
Molecular function (GO): oxidoreductase activity
Source: RefSeq, a predicted model, not a curated record